AUGGGUGACUGGAACCUGCUGGGCAGCAUCCUAGAAGAGGUUCACAUUCACUCCACCAUCGUAGGGAAGAUCUGGCUCACCAUCCUGUUCAUCUUCCGCAUGUUGAUCCUGGGCGCGGCGGCCGAGGACGUGUGGGAUGAUGAGCAGUCUGAGUUUGUGUGUAACACGGACCAGCCCGGCUGUAAGGCCGUGUGCUACGACAGAGCCUUCCCUAUCUCCCUCAUCCGCUUCUGGGUGCUGCAGGUCAUUUUUGUGUCGGCGCCAUCUCUGGUCUACAUGGGACAUGCCCUGUACUGUAUUCGCGCUCUGGAGAAGGAGCGCCACCGCAGGCGCAUCCAGCUGAAGGAAGAGAUGGAUGAGACGGAGCUUCUGGAAGAGCAGAAGAGGAUCGAGAAAGAGCUGAAGAGACUGGAGGAGCAGAAGAGGGUGAAGAAGGCCCCUCUGCGAGGCUCUCUGCUGAGGACAUAUGUGAUCCAUAUCCUGACCCGCUCUGUGCUGGAGGUCUGCUUCAUCCUGGGACAGUGCAUCCUGUACGGGGUCCACCUGGACCCUUUGUACAAAUGUGAGCGCCUGCCCUGUCCCAACAGUGUGGACUGCUACAUCUCCAGACCCACGGAGAAGACCAUCUUCAUGGUCUUCAUGAUCGUAAUCGCAGGAGUCUCCCUUUUCCUGAACAUUUUGGAGAUUUCUCACUUAGGCAUAAGGAAAAUCAAGCGCAUCCUGAGUGGGGAGCGGUUCGCAGAGGACGACAGUUUGAUUUAUAAGUCCAAGAGGAAGUCGUCCCUGCCCCACCUCUGUGUGAUGAGUAAUGUGCCCCCCCAUAAUGGGCCUUUGACUCAGACCUUUAAAGUCAUCCCAGAGACAGACAGCAAACCCCCUCUUUACACCGCAGGGCUAAAAGCCAGUCUGAGCAUCCCAAGACACCACAGCAUCGCCUACCUGGGGCACGGCCAGGCUAAUUAUAUCUGCCAGCAGCCGCGCAUGGUCCCCAGGUCCAGCCUGAGCUGCCUGGCCCCACCACAGACUCACCAGAGCCAGGACCUCCACAGCAGCAUUGUGGAGCAGCACCGAGAGUGGGCCUCCGUGGAGUCCACUCUGGAGGACAGCCACCCUGAAGAACCCAACGAGCAUGAAGAUGAUGCACCUCACCCUGUCCAUCUGGGGGCGCUGCUGUCUGCCUCCAGGCCCAGUGUGCUCAGGGGAGUGGAGGAGCAUGACAGGAGGACCUCCAUGGGCAGUCAGCUGCUACUGCCCAACCCACGCAGGACCAGCUUCAUGAUGAGGCCUCCAUCUGAGAGCAUGUCCUCUGUGAGCGGCUCCACCAGCCCCUCCCUCCACUCCUCUGAGGAGUCUGACGAGCUGGGCUCACUGCAGGGGGACAUGCCCAUGAUGCCCCCCGCUGGAGGGCGCAGGAUGUCUAUGAGCAUGUUCCUGGACAUUUCCUCUAUAAUGAAGAAAUGA
Boleophthalmus pectinirostris (great blue-spotted mudskipper) is the source of this 1461-nucleotide messenger RNA. RefSeq names its product gap junction protein alpha 10 a (gene gja10a). NCBI's taxonomy places the organism in Eukaryota, Metazoa, Chordata, Actinopteri, Gobiiformes, Gobiidae. The transcript has 2 exons. Gene Ontology annotation, biological process: cell communication. Gene Ontology annotation, cellular component: connexin complex. The record is from RefSeq and is a predicted model, not a curated record. The coding region runs from base 1 to 1461 and encodes 486 amino acids.